Messenger RNA from Hibiscus syriacus, 426 nucleotides. RefSeq names its product zinc-finger homeodomain protein 14-like. Gene Ontology annotation, biological process: regulation of DNA-templated transcription; regulation of developmental process. The record is from RefSeq and is a predicted model, not a curated record. Lineage: Eukaryota; Viridiplantae; Streptophyta; Magnoliopsida; Malvales; Malvaceae. Gene Ontology annotation, cellular component: nucleus. Gene Ontology annotation, molecular function: transcription cis-regulatory region binding; DNA-binding transcription factor activity. The transcript is spliced from 2 exons. Bases 1 to 426 code for a protein of 141 amino acids.
AUGCCGUUACGGUGCUACAAUGACCCUGAAAAACGUUACGAUGUAACAAUGGCUUGUCACGAGGAAAUCGAGAAUCACUUGAAAGAGAGAUCAGUGAAGAUGGAGAAAGAGAUUUACAGAGACUGCCAGAGAAACCAUGCAUGCUCACUCGGCGGCUACGCGAUCGACGGUUGCACCGAGUUCAUCCAAGGUAACACCAUCAGCAGUACCCAAAUUGAAGCCUGCGGCUGCCAUCGAAACUACCAUCGGAAAGUCGUAGUAGACUUGAAACGAUCUCCUGAUCACAAAUCCUUUAUGAGUCUGAGAGAGGUGAAGAGGAUGGCCCGGCAGCGCGGCGUUGUUGUCCCGCCGACGCCGUCUACUUCGGACGAAGUGAAGGUCAAGCAGAGGAAAUCGAAAUUCAGUGCGGGACAGAGAGAGCGAUGA